Hyaloscypha bicolor E is the source of this 2158-nucleotide messenger RNA. Its product is annotated as P-loop containing nucleoside triphosphate hydrolase protein. NCBI's taxonomy places the organism in Eukaryota, Fungi, Ascomycota, Leotiomycetes, Helotiales, Hyaloscyphaceae. The record is from RefSeq and is a predicted model, not a curated record. The coding region runs from base 220 to 2133 and encodes 637 amino acids. Gene Ontology annotation, molecular function: ATP hydrolysis activity; ATP binding; ABC-type transporter activity. The transcript has 3 exons. Gene Ontology annotation, cellular component: membrane.
CAAACCCAUCGCGGCCUCAGGCUUUUUUCGGGUGCGUCAAAUCCUAUGAGCAUCCUGUAUCACAUUGAGCCUGCCCAAGCCAUGUACAUAAUUGAGGAGCUGAACCGCCCGCUUUGCCUUAUGACCUUCUAGGACGAACACUCUUAAUAUAUGGUCCGUCUUUCCUAACUUCUCGAUUUUGAUCUCGUCUUUGAAAAGCACUUAUCAUUAUCGUCAAACAUGUCGAGAAAAUCAGGCAUCACUUCAGAGCUGAUUACCUUGAACGAAGUCGAUGUCGAGCAACGGGGUCACGACAAUUCUUACCUCGAGAAUCAGAUUGUCCAAAGCCUAUCAUGGAAAGAUGUCACGGUCGUGGUCCCGGACAGAGAAACCAAGCACCCGAAAGAGAUUCUGAGUGCCAUCAACGGUGAAGUUGCUGCUGGAGAAAUGAUGGCAAUCAUGGGACCUUCGGGAUGCGGCAAGACAACCCUACUCAAUGUUCUAGCCCAACGCGAAGCUUCGGCCAAAGCCAAAGUUUCUUCGACUAUCUGCAUCAAUGGCCAGACCCCGUCGGAGUCAGCGUUCCGGAGACUCUCAUCAUACGUUGAGGCUGGUGAUGCUCUUAUCGGAUCACUCACCGUAAAAGAGACGCUCUCUUUUGCAGCAAAGUUGUCUCUGUCAGGAGUAGUGACAGCCACAGAGAGAAUUCGAAGAGUUGACGAACUUCUCCAAUCCUUUGGGUUGACGAAUCAAGCCAGCACCUUGAUCGGUACACUGAUCAGGAAAGGCAUCUCAACUGGUCAGAAGCGUCGAUUAAGCGUUGCUGCUCAACUCAUCUCAGCUCCGAAGAUCCUUUUUCUUGACGAACCGACUUCUGGACUCGAUUCUGCAGCAAGCUAUAAGGUCAUGUCGUACGUUCGAAACGUCGCCAAGAAGAACAAGCUGAUUGUUAUUGCUUCCAUUCAUCAACCGGCCACGAAGACGUUCGAGUUGUUCGACAAAUUGCUUCUCCUCUCUGGCGGCAAGACUUGCUAUUCAGGAUCAAUUUCUGGUGUCAAGCGAUACUUUGACAGCAUUGGGUUUGAGAUGCCAUUGCAGACCAAUCCAGCGGACUUCGUAUUGGAUCUCACCAAUAUCGACUUUGAGAGCGAUGGAGACGUCGCUCAGGGCAAGAUCUCCCAACUCCAGGAGGCCUGGACAUCAUCACCCGAAGCAGUCGACGAAAAGUCGAGAAUCGCGACGAAGGCCACGUCGACUUCCGAGCCCUUGAUACUGGCCAGUGAACCCAUGCACAGAAGGUACAUGACGGCAUCCUUGAUCCUCCUGCACCGCUCAUUCAUCAAGAGCUACCGGGACAUUGUGGUUUAUGGCAUCCGAUUCGCAAUGUACUUGGGUCUCGCAAUCAUGAUGGGCACAGUCUGGCUGCGUCUCCUACCCAUCCAGUCCAACAUGCAGCCACUAGUAAACUGUAUCCUCUUCGGCUCCUGCUUCAUGUCCUUCAUGGCCGUCGUCUACGUGCCCGCCUUCCUCGAGGACCGGACCGUCUACAUCAAAGACCGCGCCAACGGCCUGUACGGCAGCACCGCCUUCAUGAUCUCCAACUUCCUCAUUGGCCUCCCCUACCUCUUUAUAAUUGCUUUCGUCUCCUCGACUUUUGUUUAUUGGAUGACGAACUUCAGACCAGAUGGACAGGCGUUCUUGAUUUGGGUUAUGUGGAUGUAUCUCAAUCUUGUGGCGGCGGAAAGUCUGGUGGUUUUGAUGUCUUGUUUGUUUCCGAAUUUCGUCGGGGCGUUGGCGUUGACGGCGAUGGCGAAUGGGAUCUGGAUGAGUUGCAAUGGGUUUAUGGUACAGCUUCCGGCGCUGAAUCCGUUCUAUCGAAAUGUGUUUUCAUAUAUCGAUUACCAGGCGUAUGUUUUCAGUGGUCUGGUGGUAAACGAGUUUGGAUAUCGAGUAUACAAAUGUGGGGAGGGGCCGGAUGGUUGUUGGUGCAGUUGGGAUACCGCGUUGAAGGACCAAUGUAUGAUUGAUGGAGUUGGGGUAUUGGAGCAGUACGGGUAUCAGCUGGGUGGGACGUCGAAGAAUGUGGGAAUUACGCUUGGUAUUAUCUUCGGGAUGAGGUUGAUGGGGUGGGCUGCGAUGCAGUGGAGGAAGUAGGAAGUCCUCCAGCGAUGCUUGGCCC